CGGCCAUUCUCCUCCGUCGCAUGCUUUUCCCUCGUGCUACACCUUCGUUUGAAACAGCCUUUCUCCAGCCCGUGUCGAUUGUUUCCCUCUGGUCCUCCGCUCCGCCUGCGCCGCGAUCACUCCUCCGCAGCGACUGAAUUUUGAAAAUUUAAUCGUUCCCUUGCGAACCGAUCCGGAGCCCGUCCGAUUCGCUGACCCCCAAUCAUUUCGCGCCGCCUCCCCCUUCGUGGCACCAUCGGAUUUGCUCGACCGCAGACUCUCCAUUCUCCUUCCACGCAUCCCCCCAGGGCUUGCAGCGCAGACGACGGACAGCGUUUGAGCAGCGAAGUCCCGCGCGACCCCUUGCGACACGUCGAUUACUCGUGGCUCCAAAAAAAAAUUGGAGGGUCGGUGCAGGUUCUGCUGCUCGCGAAAGCGCGACACGACGAGCCUCUCCUGUCGGGCCGCACCGGCUGCCAGCGUUCGAGUCUGAAUAGCCCCGAGCGCACCUUUGCGUGCUUCGUUGGCACGUUGCGCACACUUGCCAACAUCACAUUCAUAUUUUCCCUCCGCUCUCCCAUCACUCCUCCUUCCGCUGGGGGGCGCAAGAAUAUCGUCGAGCAGGCACCAUGGCGCGAUCAUACGUGUCGGAGCGGGUGGUCGUGAGGGAGCGCUACUUCUGGCCGCCCAUCCAACUCAACUUUUGGACCAUCAUCAUCCUCGUCGCCGGCUCGCUCGAACUCGGCGUCUUCGCGCAGUUCAUACAGAUACAGCAACGGCUGGACUUGGGCAUACCAUGGCUAUUCCCUUACGGCGUCACCGUCGGCUCGCUCGUCGUCUUCCUCGUCAUUCUCGAGAUCAUCAUGAUUGCGCAAAACCGGCUGCUGCCCGGCGUCAUGAUGCUGGCCUCAUUUGCGCUGUUCGUCUUGUUCCUAACGGGCGUCAUUGAGACCGCCAUUCAACUGUUCGGUGCGGGCGACGUCAGCUCGAAUUGCCAGAACUACGUGACCAACAACCCUGUGAGGGGCCUCUCGGUGGACACGCUGGCCUGGCUGCAGCAGAGCAGCAUCUGCUCAAGCUGGUAUGCCGCGUUUGCGUUUUGGGUCAUUGGGUCCGUCUUCUUCGUGUGGAUGUUCAUCAUGGCUGCUGCUGUCGGCAGAGGAGUGUACGAGCCGGUCCGAUGACUUUUUAUUGACUUUGUUACGAGUGUUAUGUCAUUUCUUCUUCACGCAUACGAAUUUUUUUUCCCCGCCGACCUGUCGUGGCAAUCGGCGCGUCCAGCGGACGACCCUCUCCACGGACCGGAAAUGAAACGGUUUCCGCAUAUGCGGAGACAGGUGAUGACAUGCCAAAUUGCGGUCCUGCGUGCACAGCAUGCUUGCGUGGACGGGGUGGUCCCGCACACGCGGGAGGGGACGGGCGAUUGACCAAGAAAACGCAGGCGGAACACAUCUUUGACGAACAAUCAUCACGCUGCCAUGUGCAACACUGUGUAUACCACAUCAAUUCUUUCAAGUCAUGCAUGCAAACAGCUACUGCGUUGGGCGCAAUUCGCGAUCUUGAUUUCUAGAAUGUACGAAGAACAAAAUUACGCAAGGAACGUAGGCAGACUUGUCGACUUGUGCGACAGCUGCAAGCCACGCCUAAUGGGAUUCAUUAUCUACGAAGCAGAGCCGCAGAGCUGUCGCACGCCAAGAGCGAAAUAGAACAUGAUCUGUGCC
Molecule: messenger RNA, 1700 nt
Organism: Verruconis gallopava
Lineage: Eukaryota; Fungi; Ascomycota; Dothideomycetes; Venturiales; Sympoventuriaceae
Exons: 3
Coding region: 609-1163 (184 amino acids)
Source: RefSeq, a predicted model, not a curated record